AUCCCUUUUCACACCCAACAACAGUCACUCCCCCCGCCAUACGCCCCCCAAUUCAACACUCAAAUGUGGUCUCUCUGGUGCCCUAAAGUCACCUCACCUUCCACCGCCGCCGUCAAGAUGGAAGAGGAAUCAGCCACUGCAGCAACCGCCGCCGCCUCGAUUGCCAGCAGUACCGGCAGUUCGAGAUGCAGUUGCUGCUGUCUGGUGACAAAACUAGUGAGAAAACUGAAGAGGCGCCGACAUAGCAAACGGCUGCGAUCUGCGAGCCGGCAAGGUUCGUUCCAAUGCCGAUACGAUCCGCUGAGCUAUUCUUUGAACUUCGACGACGGAAGAGGCGGAUGCGGAAGCUUGUUGGAUGAAGAUUACUACAAGUUCUACGCAUUCUCUUCGAGGUUUGUGGCCAAUCCGCAGAGAUCUUCUUCCUGUCCGAUUAUUCCUGUAGUUGCAGGAGGAUCUCACUAGUUGCAGAAAUUAUAUAUUGGAGAGAAACUAGAACUGAGUGUAUAAAGGAAAAAGUGAAGGUGAUAUAUCGAUAGGUUAUCCAAUUUCCGUUAGAUCUUAAGUUUCUUCCGUCCUUUUAAUUAUUUUCCCGGUUUUUUUUUUUUUUUUACCAUUCUGAUUGGGUUCAUAUCUUCAUGUGUCUUCAUCAAUGGUAAAGCUGGGUUUAUGAUAC
Prosopis cineraria is the source of this 673-nucleotide messenger RNA. RefSeq lists its product as uncharacterized. NCBI's taxonomy places the organism in Eukaryota, Viridiplantae, Streptophyta, Magnoliopsida, Fabales, Fabaceae. The transcript has a single exon. The coding region runs from base 64 to 462 and encodes 132 amino acids. The record is from RefSeq and is a predicted model, not a curated record.